ACAAAUUUAGCUAUAUUUUUUAUUAUAAUUGAUCGAUAUUUCACUGUUCAAUUUUUUUGCAAAAAAAAAAGAUAUUUCACUGUUCAAAGUUAAGAAAGUUUCCCGCACCAAACCGUUUCAAGGUCUUCCGACUCAAAACUCUUUUCAAAAUCAUCCAGACAUGUGUGUUUGGGUAGUAAAUAGUUUUUUUUUUCUCUCAAAAGUUUAUUUAAUAAAAGCCCAAGGCCCAACACGCUUACAAGGCCUACACCUAUUAAGCCCAACUAAGAACCCAAAAAAAAUCUCAAGCUCAAGACAUGCCCUAGGCCCAAGAGAGAAACGGAUGUCGGCUGCAUUCCAUCGCGAUCCACAGCAUCACCGCCGCCUCGACUACCACCGGAGAACCACCCACCGAUUCACCGAGCCACACCAGAGCUCUUAGACUCCACACCUUCUUCACUGCGAUUGCCAACCCUCCCAGGUACGCCUAAUCUCGGAGAGAAUCAAUCGUGACCGAGAUCUCAUCCGCUAUAGUUCAAUACAGGGACCAAGGAGGAGGCUUCGCUCAAACAUCAACCUUUCCACCGAGAGCUUUCAUCGUCCUCCGACAAGAUCUCAUCCAACAAACCCGAACCAACUUCACUUAACAAGUGAACAACAACAAAAAUAAUCGAAAGAAACUAAACCCUAGAAAGGAACUAAGGGGCCAGAAGCCGGCAACAAUGGAACUGUAGGAGUCUCCACGUUCCGGAAGCUUAGCCGACGCCACAGAGCUGAAGAAGCCUCCACAACCCAGGAACUUUAUCGGCGAUGCAAGAGCUAUAGGAGCCUCUACAUCCCGGAACAAAAACAACGCUGAAAUGGAGAUAUGACUGUCCUACCUCCUCGCCGCGAAUUCAGAGGAAGAAGAGUUGCAAAGAACCGAGCUCUUCCCGGAACAAAACCCUAACCCAGAUCCGCGCGCAUGUCAAAGAGAAUCGACAGAUCGGAGCAACCACACGAGAACUUGAACGGAAUGACAAGGAAGAGAGCCAUCGACGCCGGUACGCGCUCGGACGCGUCACCGUAAGCGUCACUGGCUGCCUUACACUCUUUCUAUCUCUUCUCUGUCUUUGCUUACCACUAGGUCGUAAAUAGUUUACUUAUAUGGAUGUUUUUAUAAUAAACACUAUUUAUACUGCAUUUUUUAUUUUACAAAAUACAAAUAGUUUGUUUAAAUAACAGGGAUAGAAUAUACAUACCAUAACCCUAUUUGAUCCGAUGCAGAUCCCUUUUUUUUUAAACACUGGUAGUUCUAUUAAAACAUGAAACAGAUUACAAUAGCCCGGCGAUAAACAAUCCCGAGAAUCAAAGUCCAGCGAACAACACAAAGUCCCUGGAAAAUUAAGCCCACAUAUGGGAGUCUACAUGAAAACCAUAAACAACACCCAUAACUAGUACAACCUAAAAACAGAUCAAAUGAAAUCCAGAAACUUCAAUGAAAGAAACAUGCAAGAGACAUCAACAAAACACAUUUGAACAAAGACAAAUCGCAGAAGCAAUCUUGGCCAAACCCACGACUUGCGAAUCCUCCUAUAGUGAAUAGCCCAAGCAAUUUAAGAACAAAGCUUCAAACACCAGCAAGACAUAAUCACUUCAUGAUCGAAAGUCUUCAACCGGAGACGGCUAUGACGGUAAGAAACCGACUUGAGAAACCAGAAGGAAGCUUGAAUAGAGAAAGAUCUCGAUCAGAUCUAUUGAUUAAUGACAAGGAGCGAAACAGAACAUCUCUAGAUUAAACAGUCUCGAAGGACCGAGAAAGAAGAAGAUCGAUACUGAGAUGAACCAAAGGCUUUGGAAUCAAUCAUGCAUGUUCUUCAAUCAGUUACUGGAUUCGAAACAAAAGCGGAUCUGAGUGAAGAGAAAGUGAGAGCAAGGUUGACUAGUUAAUGCAUGCAUCAGAUGCUCAACAAACUCUCUUAUUCUCUCCAAAAAUGACAAAAACGCUAGAUCGAAAUCUAGAAGGAAAUCAAGCCCGAUGAGAGAAUAAGAUCCAAAAAGAGAGCAUGGAAGACAAAGAGAGACAGAUUCCGACUCCAGCUCUAAGUGAGCAGCCGGAGUCGGCUAAACGGAAAAGCGACAGAAACAACCAGAAGAACUAGAGAGAAGGCGGAGAGAAUGAAGAGGAGAGAGAGGUUUAUAUUGUUUUCCGAUGCAGAUCCCUACUAUUUCUUAGAUAGUAGAUAUUUAUUACUUUAUAGAAUCGAGUGACAUCCAGACGUAAUUUUGCCCUACCCUCAUAUAUGGGUUAUUUUGCCAAUAACUGAGUUUUUUUUCUUCUGAUAAACCAAAAGAAUAUAGCAAUAAACCUAAGGAAUAUAGCAUUCUAUUCUCGAAAUUCAGUGUAUGAAAUUUGUGUUAUAAACCUGUAAGUUUUACCUCUCCAUGAAGCUGGUUAACGGUAUGAUAAAUUAAGUGGUAUAUGCGCCAUUUUAAAGGUGGACACUACUUAAAUUCUUUUAAAAGACUAACACAUACAAAGUUAGUAUAGAUAAAUAAUUUAAAACAAAAUAUAAAAUAUGUAUCUGAUAUAAAUAGUAUAUAUAUAUUAGUGUUUAUCAUUUUUCAGCAUUUUGUAGUGAUUAUCCAAAAGAAAAAUAGUAUGACAAAUGAAAUUAAAAACAACAUCAACAAUACUUAACUUUAUUGUAAUAGAUGUGUAUAAUAGUAUAGACAUAUGAAUUAGAAACAAAAUAUACACAAAUUGUGUUAUAUUUUAUCUUUAUUUUUUAAAUAAAUAUAUAAUAUGAAUUAUUGUUAUUCUAGUCAAAACAAUUAACCUACCUUAAAAAUAUAUCUGUCUUUUCUAAAAGUACUAGUGAUGAAACUUAUUAUAUUUUAGUAUAUUUGUGAGAUUAAAUAUUUGAUUUUUAUAAGGUUGAAAUACAAAAAAAAAAUAUAAGAUACAAAAAUACUUUGAAUAUUUUGGUCAACUUUUUAUAGUUUUUUUUUGUCAAUUAUUAAUGUUUUCUUAGUCAUUCAGCCUUAUUUCAGGUGUAUGUCCACCACUUAGAUAAAAAAAAAGUCCUCGGAGUUGAAUUAUAUUUUCAACAUCAUCAUUUACGGUUCGACUAUUAUCGAAAACGACCCCUGAAUUGAGAGUACCCGCGCAGAGAUCAUCCUCCUAGUUCCUAAGUCUGAACUCUUAAGUGUUUUCUUUAUUCCAAUGUUGAAAAUUCUAAUUUCAUUUCUCUUUAAAUUGAAAUUCACAUUCACUCGGAAAAAUAGUAAAAAAACAAAAAAAAAAGAGUGAACACAUAACUCAAAAACAUGUCAACUUUCCUCUGCUUCCUCUGGCUUACGCUACUUCUCUUAGUAACACUAAUCUUCAGGAAAAAGUUUAAAACCUCAAAACUAAACCAUCCUCCAGGCCCAAGAAAACUUCCUAUCAUCGGAAACUUACACAACCUCGAAGGAUUACCACACAAAUGUCUCCAAAAUCUCUCAAAAAUCUACGGACCGGUGAUGAAACUCCACUUCGGUUUUGUCCCUAUAGUCAUAAUCUCUUCAAAACAAGCAGCAGAAGAAGUUCUCAAAACCCAUGACCUAGAUUGUUGCAGCCGACCAGAAACCGUAGCGACCAAGAAAAUCUCUUACAACUUCAAAGACAUUGGAUUCGCUCCGUACGGGGAAGAAUGGAGAUCUUUGAGGAAGCUUGCUGUGAUGGAGCUACUCAAUUUGAAAAAACUCAACUCUUUUAGGUAUAUAAGAGAAGAAGAGAAUGACUUGUUCGUCAAGAAACUCUCCGAAGCUUCUGUGAAACAUUUUCCUGUGAAUCUGACAAAAGCCCUUUUCACUUUAAUCGCUAGUAUCGUGUGUAGACUCGCGUUCGGUCAGAAUCUUCACGAGUCCGAAUUUAUCGAUGAAGAUGGUAUGGAGGAAUUAGCGUCUAGGUCGGAGAAACUUCAGGGGGAGUUCGCUUUCUCUAAUUACUUUCCAGGAGGUUGGAUUGUUGAUAGAAUUACGGGUCAAAGCAAAAACUUAGAAGGAUUAUUCUCAGAGCUCGACGGUUUCUUUAACCAAGUGCUUGAUGAGCAUCUAAAGCCAGGGAGAAUAGUGUUAGAGAGUCCAGAUGUGGUAGAUGUGAUGAUCGAUAUGAUGAAUAAACAAGGCGAAGAUGGUCAUUUUCAGCUCACUACUGAUCAUAUCAAAGGAGUCAUCUCUGAUAUAUUUCUUGCCGGAGUAAACACAAGUGCUACGACCAUACUUUGGGCAAUGACUGAGCUAAUAAAAAAUCCAAGUGUGAUGAAGAAAGUGCAAGAGGAGGUUAGGACAGUACUUGGAGAAAAGAAAGAGAAAAUCACAGAACAAGAUCUUAACCAACUUAGCUACUUCAAGCUAGUGAUCAAAGAGACAUUCAGAUUACACCCAACAGCUCCACUGUUAGUACCAAGAGAGACAAUGUCACCAAUCAAGAUUCAAGGCUACGACAUUCUCAAAAAGAACCAGAUCAUGAUCAACGUGUACGCGAUAGCACGCGACCCGAAAACUUGGGAGAAUCCGGAUGAGUUUAAACCGGAAAGAUUUGCUGAUAGUUGUAUUGAUUACAGAGGACUAAACUUCGAGCUUCUGCCCUUCGGUUCUGGUCGGAGGAUUUGUCCCGGUAUGACGAUGGGGAUCGCGAUGGUCGAAUUAGGAUUGUUGAACUUGCUUUACUUCUUUGAUUGGGUACUGCCUGAGGGAACAACAGUGAAAGAUAUAGAUAUGGAUGAAGAAGGUGCCCUUAUUAUUGGCAAGAAAGUUCCUCUUGAACUUGUGCCAACGCGCCAACAUUAACAAAUUGAAAAAAGAAACUUAUCUUAAAAUAAGAGAAAAUACUUUUUUUUUCUCUCUAUGCUAGUUAUGUUGUAUUUCUAGGAUCCGUAAGUGCAUACAUCUGCUUCGAAUGUUACGAACCGCCCGCCCCGCACUGCAGUUAACAGUAACAAAAAUCUCUACAUAUACCAUAUAUCUAUACGUUUUUAUAACUGUUAAAACUGCACCGUAAUUAAACCGCUUGUCUCGCACCGCUCAAACCACAGUUACCAUUCGGAGCCUUAAUUUUUAUUGCCGGGGUAUUAUAUAUAUAUAUAUAUUUAAUACCAUAUAUAGUUAAUAAAUGUAUGAAGGUUUGAUGUUGAAAACUGAGACUACCUGGAAGUUUAGUUUAUUCUUUUAAGUAUAUUUUUUGAACACCGAUUAUUCUUUAACAAGAUAAGAUAUGAGCCCGUGGCGUUGCAACGGGUUUUGUUUGAUGUUUUAGUUUAAUUAAAACUAUAAAAUAAUAAAUUGUUUUAUUAUAGUUUUAUGAUUGUUUUUUUGCAUAUAUUUUUUGAGAUUUAUUUUAUAAUUAAAAACUGUUUUACACAUAAGUUCAAGUUAAUAUUUGUAUUUUAUAAUCAUGGUGCAUAGAUGAAUUGUUAUAAACUUUGUACUUAGAAUUAUACAUAACCGUUUAAACCGAACACAACCCAAAAUAAAAAAAUUGAAUAAAAAGUAAAAAGAAAUGAAAGUCAAUGACAACAUUAUACAUGUUCUUAUGUAUUAAUUUAAUGUUUUAUUAAAUAAUUCUUUAAAUUUUUAUUUUGUUAAUAUUUUUUUUAAAAAAGGAAAACAUUCUAUUUUAUAAAUAUAUUUUUAUUUAAAAUUAAAAAGAUAAAAAUAAUAAUUUCAAAUACUUACAAUUUUGUUUAAGAUUUUAGAAAAGAAAAAUUACUGUCAUAUAAUCUAUUACAAUUUUAAUCUCUUAACUUUCUAUACCGGUCCGACUGAAAAUGUUUUUAUGCCAAACUUUUUAUAAAUUACAAAUCUAAGCGAUUAUCUAAAAUCAACUCUCAAAGUUUAAGGGUGCGAUCAUACUAUCACUAAUGUACCGGAUCAUAUUAAGACUCCGCAGUUAAACAAGGUUGCCGAAAGUAGUAAUAUAAUAGGUGACCUUCUGAAAAAUCCUCGUGUUGCACCCCUUUACAUUUUUUUUAAAAAAAAGAUAUUAUUCAAAAAUAAAAGAAAAAACUCGAAAUAUUUCUAAAAGAACAUGUUGUAAAUCCCAAAACUUUUAACUUUGGAUAGAAUCUUUAGUGGUAGUAGUGAAGCUUAAGGCCAACUCCAAUGGGACACCAAAACACCAAAUUUCGUGUGAUUUCAUUUUCAACGAGACACCAAAAAUGAAAUCAUCCUAUCAAAUUUAGUGUAGAGUAAAUAGUGUUACACUAUUCAUCACACCAAAUAUUAAAUAUUGAUAUUUUAU
Brassica napus (rape) is the source of this 6244-nucleotide messenger RNA. Its product is annotated as cytochrome P450 71B23-like. The coding region runs from base 3289 to 4794 and encodes 501 amino acids. The record is from RefSeq and is a predicted model, not a curated record. Lineage: Eukaryota; Viridiplantae; Streptophyta; Magnoliopsida; Brassicales; Brassicaceae. The transcript has 2 exons. Gene Ontology annotation, molecular function: heme binding; iron ion binding; monooxygenase activity.